Molecule: messenger RNA, 1586 nt
Organism: Desarmillaria tabescens
Lineage: Eukaryota; Fungi; Basidiomycota; Agaricomycetes; Agaricales; Physalacriaceae
Exons: 2
Coding region: 164-1486 (440 amino acids)
Molecular function (GO): protein binding
Source: RefSeq, a predicted model, not a curated record
CGGGACGGUUCGGCCCGGAUAAACUCAGACCACUACCACCACGUCGCUCCAGAGACGCAUAGAAUCGUUAUCUGCUAUUCAUCUGUAUUUGAUUCGCUGACCUCCUUGCACAGAUUUAAUUUAAUUCCAACGCUCCUUUCUCUGUUCGGGUCCCAUUUCGCAUAUGACAGAUACUCUGCCUCCGGAGUUACUUGCUGAAAUCUUCGAAUACGAGACACCCUAUGAAGUCCUUGACGACUCCUCUGGCCUAUGGGUUUUUUCCCGAGUGUGCAGAGCUUGGAGAGCAGCGGUACUGUCGUUCCCCCAUCUGUGGUCCGACAUGAUCGUCAGCUCCGGUGACUCGGACAAACAUACCCAGGCCAAGAAUAGUCCCUUCGCAAUGCUCAAGCAUGCACUAGUCCGGUCUGGUCAUCACAAGUUGAAUGUCACAUUCCGCCUGCCAGAAACUUCUCAGAUAGGCAGAAUUCUCUUCUAUUUGUUGGAGAGUCAUUCUUGUCGCUGGAAAGAAGUUAACUUCAUGAUUCCGGGCGAUUUUGUUGACAAUUUCUCUUUUCGUGGGCGAAUACCAGUGUUGUCUCGACUUACGUUGAACAAUCUGGGCCCAGCUCCGCUGUCUUUGACCAAAGUCUUCACAAUCGCACCUCACCUGAGGGAGGUGACCUUCUCAGGUGUCCGUGGAGCGACCAUGCCUUUACCUUGGGCACAGAUAAUAUCUUUCACCGACGACCGAGAAAUUAGCGGCUCUUCACCUACCGACGACGACGACUAUGUCCAUAUUCUCCAGAAUGCACCUAUCAUGUGCUCCCUACACGCCUUUCGCGCCGCCACAUUCGCACAUUCGAUGCCUGCUCUCCAGAAGGUCAGGCAAACGUCUCUUCGGGAACUUUCAGUAUCUGAAAGUGACGACCUUCGUUUCCUGACGAGUUUGGAGCUGCCAUGUCUAGAUACGUUUGUCAUGCGUGUCGGAUCAGACCGCAUGUACGGGUUCCACACACACGCCGCCGAUCACUUGCGGGCUCUGUUAACAGGGUCCCAAGCACCCCUUCAACAUCUCACAGUUACUGACAAACUGUUUACGCUCAGGAUCUAUCCCCUCCUUGAGUCAAUCCCUAAUCUCAUGACGUUGACGCUCAAUUUCUAUCAUCGUCCGAUUCAGAACGAAUUCAUAUCGCGUAUGACGGAGAGGGACGCGCAGGGUGACAUGAUCCUUCUUCCUCGUUUGAAGGAAUUGACCAUGCGAGUUUCGCAUCCUACUACCGACAGUCCGUUUGGGAAAGGUCUCACGGAAAUGAUUUGUAACAGGUGGGCGGCGCGCCAGUACCGCCUCAAGUCCGUUGUCUUGGAAAGUACAGGGACUAUGGCGAAAGUUGAAGAUUUAUUCUCUCAGGUAGAAUACGAUAGAUUCAUAAGAAUGAAGAGGGAUGGGUUGGAUGUGAAGAUCGGUAUUCAGGAAUCGGAUAUGGCGAAAGCGGUUUAUUUACUUUGACACGCUAGCUGCAAGAGGAACUGGGCAAGCUGGAUAUCUUCUACUCUUAAUUAUAUGUGCUGAAUAUCAUAUGAUUUUUUUCCCUGAUAAUUUGAUGGCA